GGACUGUGGUGCCAAUCCUAGUGACAUGUCAGCAGAGGAGGAGUUUCUUGCCUGUGGACUUCAUAAAAGGCUAGCUCAACACCCUCCGUGAGACAGACUCUGCCCCAGCCAUCCUGAAGCUAUGUUCUCCCUCCCGGUAACGCCAAAGGAUGUCAGCCGCAGAAGCGUCCACAGAAGCCUGAGCUCCUCCUUGCAGGGCUCUGCAGUCAGCAUGCAGCACCUCGGGAUGGCACCCAGCGUUUAUGGGGGUGCUGGAGGCCGGGGCACCCGCAUCUCCACCACCUCCAGAAACACGGUGAGCUAUGGGAGCGAUCUCAUCGGCAGCGGGGACCUGUUUGUUGGCAAUGAGAAAAUGGCCAUGCAGAACCUAAAUGACCGUCUAGCGAGCUACCUAGAGAAGGUGCGGGCCCUGGAGGAGUCCAACUCCAAACUUGAAGUGCAGAUCAAGCAGUGGUACGAAGCCAACGCCCCGAGUGGCGGUCGCGACGACAGUGCAUAUUACAGACAGAUUGAAGAGCUGCGAAAUCAGAUUAAGGAUGCUCAACUGAUAAACUCUCGGUGUAUCCUGCAAAUUGAUAAUGCUAAACUGGCUGCUGAGGACUUCAGACUGAAGUUUGAGACUGAGAGGGGAAUACGCCUAACAGUGGAAGCCGAUCUCCAAGGCCUGAGUAAGGUCUUUGAUGAUCUAACCCUGCAAAAAACAGAUUUGGAGGUUCAAAUUGAAGAUCUGAAUAGAGACCUAGCUCUCCUCAAAAAAGAGCAUCAGGAGGAAGUCGAUAGCCUACACAGGCAUCUGGGCAACACCGUCAACGUGGAGGUUGAUGCUGCUCCAGGUCGGAACCUUGGUGCCAUCAUGAAUGAAAUGAGGCAGAAGUAUGAAGACAUGGCCCAGAAGAACCUUCAAGAGGCCAAAGAACAGUUUGAGAGAAAAGAGUCUUUGGAGCAUACCCUAGAGGAGACCAAAGCCCGUUACAGCAUCCAGUUAGCCAACCUCCAGUCGCUGUUGAGCUCUCUGGAAGCCCAACUGAUGCAGAUUCGGAGUGACACAGAACGCCAGAACAACGAAUACCAUAUCCUUCUUGACAUAAAGACUCGGCUUGAGCAGGAAAUUGCUACCUACCGCCGCCUUCUGGAAGGAGAAGAUGUAAAAAUUACGGAGUAUCAGUUAAGCACCCAGGAAGAGAAAGAUAUAAAGAAAACCAGGAAGAUUAAGACAGUCGUGGAAGAAGUAGUGGAUGGCAAGGUUGUGUCAUCUGAAGUCAGAGAAGUGGAAGAAAAUAUCUAAACAGCUACCAAAAGAAGAUGCUGCUGAGGUUUUGAAAGAAAUUUGGCUAUAAUCUUACCUUUGUUCCCUGGAAGAAAGCACUAUUACUACUUUGCAGUGAUUUGAAGGGGUGGAAUGGGGGGAAAUCCUAUUUAUCAAACCCUGUAAUUGAAUAUAAAUGUUUUUCUCAGAGGAGCUGCAAAUUGCCUGCAAAAAUGAAAUCUAAUGAGCAGUAGAAUAUUUAAAACAUCUUUACUGCCAUCUUUAUUAUGAACCACAUCAAUCACAAGCUACAGACCACCUAAUAUCAAUUUGUAGGUAAUGUUCCUGAAAAUUGAAGCACAUUUCAAUUAUACUAAACCUCAAAAAAUUUAGUAUAAUUUUGCAAAUUAUACUAAACUUUGUAAAUUGCAAAUAAAACUCUUCCUAAUUUUUUCCUGUUUCUGAA
Molecule: messenger RNA, 1712 nt
Organism: Cebus imitator (Panamanian white-faced capuchin)
Lineage: Eukaryota; Metazoa; Chordata; Mammalia; Primates; Cebidae
Gene: KRT20
Product: keratin 20
Exons: 7
Coding region: 122-1285 (387 amino acids)
Molecular function (GO): structural molecule activity
Source: RefSeq, a predicted model, not a curated record